Lottia gigantea (owl limpet) is the source of this 177-nucleotide messenger RNA. RefSeq lists its product as hypothetical. The transcript has a single exon. NCBI's taxonomy places the organism in Eukaryota, Metazoa, Mollusca, Gastropoda, Lottiidae. The annotation marks the transcript as partial. The record is from RefSeq and is a predicted model, not a curated record.
CAAGUUACUAACUUAAAAAUUCAAGUUACUAACUUGAAAAUUCAAGUUACUAACUUGAAAAUUCAAGAUAAUAACUUGAAAAUUCAAGAUAAUAACUUGAAAAUUCAACAUACUAACUUGAAAAUUCAACAUACUAACUUGAAAAUUCAAGUUACUAAAUUCAACAUACUAACUUGA